Molecule: messenger RNA, 5948 nt
Organism: Misgurnus anguillicaudatus (oriental weatherfish)
Lineage: Eukaryota; Metazoa; Chordata; Actinopteri; Cypriniformes; Cobitidae
Source: RefSeq, a predicted model, not a curated record
GGCCUCAACGAAUCAGAAAUUCAAUAACAGUGGAAAAGCACGAACUUCAACUUGUCAGCAAAACAGUGGGGGGAGGGGAUCAACAUAUGGCAGUCAUAUUUUUGAAGCUGAAUUAAUGUGCUAGAUCUUUUAUUGGGGUUUUUACCUCGCGGAAGAUUCUUUACUAGAUGUCUACCCCCAGCGAGGCAUCAAUUGGAAUGUCUCAUGCUGGUCCCUCACCAGGUGCUGGCCUGUCCCCGGGGCCCAUCCUAGGGCCCAGCCCUGGACCUGGCCCCUCUCCUGGCUCUGUACACAGUAUGAUGGGCCCCAGCCCUGGGCCGCCAAGUGUCCCCCUUGGUAUGCAGGGACAAGGAAGUGGGGAUUAUUCUCAGGAUAGCAUGCACCCAAUGCAUAAGCCCAUGGAGGCAAUGCAUGAGAAGGGAAUGGGGGAAGAUAUACAUUAUGGGCAGAUGAAAGGAGUGGGGAUGAGAUCCCUGCACAGUGGCAUGGGUCCUCCACAAAGCCCCAUGGAACAACACAGUCAAGGAUACAUGUCCCCUCAUCCCUCUCCAAUGGGCCAGGUGCCUGAGCAUGUGCCUAGCCCAAUGUCAGGAGGAGGGCCAACCCCACCGCAAAUCCCUCAGGGUCCGUCGGGACCAAUGAUGCCUAUGGAUCCUCAGGGAAUGGGACAGCAGGCCAGAGGCCCGUCUGCUUUCAGUCCAGUCCAGUUACAGCAACUAAGGGCUCAAAUCCUGGCUUACAAGAUCCUGGGCCGUGGUCAGCCUCUGCCUGAGAAUCUGCAGUUAGCUGUGCAGGGCAAGAGGAGCCUUCCCACAAUGCAGCAGCAGCCUGUCAACAGUGGUUCCUACAACAGACCUCCAGGUAUGCAAAUGUCUCAUGGAGGGCCUGCCACUGGCCCUUGUCCUACUCCAACCAUGCAGACCCAUACCCAAAGUUCUGGGCCAAAACCAUGGCCUGAAGGUCAAGGUGCAGAGACCCUUAGCAUCCCACAGAAGCUGCCUGUCCCAUAUUCCAGCGGCAGGCCAUCUCCAGCCCCUCCACUUGCUCCAACUGCCACCCAGUCUGUCCCAAGCACCUCCCUCACUUCACAAUCCCAAGCUCAGCUUCAGCCAGGACCGGGUCAGCCCUCUCUCAUCAUACAGCUCCAGCAAAAGCAAAAUCGCAUCACUCCCAUUCAAAAACCUCAGGGUCUGGAUCCGGUGGAACUCUUACAGGAAAGGGAGUACCGACUUCAGGCCAGGAUUACUCACAGAAUUCAGGAGCUGGAAAAUCUUCCUGGUUCGUUGCCACCUGAUUUGCGGACUAAAGCUACUGUGGAGCUGAAGGCCUUAAGACUGCUUAAUUUCCAGCGACAGCUGAGGCUUGAUGUUGUAGCCUGCAUGCGCAGGGACACGACUCUGGAGACGGCUCUGAACUCCAAAGCCUACAAGCGCAGCAAGAGGCAGACGCUGAGAGAAGCUCGCAUGACAGAGAAACUAGAGAAACAACAGAAGAUUGAACAAGAAAGAAAGCGCAGACAGAAACACCAGGAGUACCUCAAUAGCAUUCUGCAACAUGCAAAAGAUUUCAAGGAAUAUCACAGGUCCAUCUCUGGAAAAAUGCAGAAGCUCACUAAGGCCAUCGCUACCUGGCACACCAACACAGAGAGGGAACAGAAAAAGGAGACAGAACGAAUUGAAAAGGAGAGGAUGAGGAGAUUGAUGGCUGAGGAUGAAGAGGGUUACAGGAAGCUAAUUGACCAGAAGAAAGACAAGCGCCUGGCCUACCUGCUUCAACAGACAGAUGAAUACGUGGCCAACCUGACUGAGCUUGUUUAUCAGCACAAGGCUGCACAGGCUGCCAAGGAGAAGAAAAGGAAGAGAAAGAAGAAGAAGCCAGAGUCUGGUGACGCAGAGGGAAUGGGAGCCAUUGGGCCUGAUGGAGAGCCCAUAGAUGAGAGCAGCCAGAUGAGUGAGCUGCCAGUCAAAGUCAUUCAGACUGAGACGGGCAAAGUCCUACAGGGGACAGAUGCCCCCAAGUCCAGUCAGUUAGAGGCCUGGCUCGAGAUGAACCCUGGCUAUGAAGUUGCACCACGAUCAGACAGUGAAGAGAGUGGCUCAGAAUUUGAAGAGGAGGAUGAAGAAGAGGUAGUCUCCAGAGCCGAAUCAGAGGAAAAGAAAGUCAUCGAUCCCAACAGUGAUGAAGUGUCUGAGACAGCGGCAAAGCACAUCAUAGAGUCUGCUAAACAGGAUGUGGAUGAUGAGUACAGUGUUCAGGCAGGAGAGACCAGCACUCAGUCUUACUAUGGAGUCGCCCACGCGGUCAUAGAGAGAGUAGACAUUCAGUCCUCUCUUCUGGUUAAUGGACUACUCAAACAGUAUCAGGUUCAAGGUCUGGAAUGGAUGGUUUCUCUGUACAACAACAACCUAAAUGGUAUUCUAGCUGAUGAGAUGGGUCUGGGAAAGACCAUUCAAACCAUCGCCCUCAUCACUUAUCUGAUGGAACACAAGAGGCUCAAUGGGCCGUACCUCAUCAUCGUACCGCUCUCGACUUUGUCAAACUGGGUUUAUGAACUGGAUAAGUGGUCACCAAGUAUUGUAAAAAUUGCCUACAAGGGCACGCCGUCCAUGCGGAGGUCUUUGGUGCCGCAGCUCCGCAGUGGGAAGUUCAAUGUUCUCCUUACCACCUAUGAGUACAUAAUUAAAGACAAGCAUAUUCUAGCCAAGAUCCGCUGGAAGUACAUGAUUGUGGAUGAAGGUCACCGCAUGAAGAAUCAUCAUUGCAAGCUUACACAGGUGUUGAACACCCACUACGUCGCUCCCAGGAGACUUUUGCUCACAGGAACGCCUUUGCAGAACAAACUACCUGAGCUUUGGGCUCUGCUCAACUUCCUGCUGCCCACUAUCUUCAAAAGCUGCAGUACAUUUGAGCAGUGGUUCAACGCCCCCUUCGCUAUGACAGGAGAGAGGGUGGACCUAAAUGAAGAGGAGACCAUCCUCAUCAUUCGUCGCUUGCAUAAGGUUUUACGGCCUUUCCUGCUGCGCCGACUGAAGAAAGAGGUGGAGUCUCAGUUGCCUGAGAAGGUGGAGUAUGUUGUCAAAUGUGACAUGUCAGCUAUUCAGAAGGUUCUUUACAGGCACAUGCAAGGCAAAGGCAUCCUGCUCACAGAUGGUUCAGAGAAAGACAAAAAGGGUAAAGGAGGAGCCAAAACUUUAAUGAACACCAUAAUGCAGCUGAAGAAGAUCUGUAACCAUCCCUACAUGUUUCAGCACAUUGAGGAAUCUUUUGCUGAGCACUUGGGAUACCCAAAUGGCAUAAUUAGUGGCAAGGACCUGUACCGAGCCUCUGGAAAAUUCGAGUUACUGGAUCGGAUCCUGCCCAAGCUAAAGGCCACCAAUCACAGAGUGCUUCUGUUCUGUCAGAUGACCUCUCUCAUGACCAUCUUGGAGGAUUACUUUUCCUACCGUAACUUCCUUUACCUGCGUCUGGACGGAACCACAAAGUCGGAGGACAGAGCGUUGCUUUUAAAGAAAUUCAAUGAAGAAGGUUCGCAGUAUUUCAUCUUUCUGCUGAGCACCCGGGCGGGAGGUCUGGGCCUUAACUUGCAGGCUGCAGACACAGUUGUGAUCUUUGACAGUGACUGGAACCCCCACCAGGACCUGCAGGCCCAGGACCGAGCCCAUCGUAUUGGCCAGCAGAAUGAAGUACGUGUGCUGCGUCUGUGUACCGUGAACAGCGUGGAGGAGAAGAUUCUAGCAGCGGCCAAGUAUAAACUGAAUGUAGAUCAGAAAGUCAUUCAGGCUGGCAUGUUUGAUCAAAAGUCCUCCAGCCAUGAGCGCAGAGCCUUCCUGCAGGCUAUUCUGGAGCAUGAAGAACAAAACGAGGAGGAGGAUGAAGUUCCAGAUGAUGAAACUCUCAAUCAAAUGAUUGCCCGUAAUGAGGACGAAUUUGAGCUUUUCAUGCGCAUGGAUUUAGACCGCCGCAGAGAGGAUGCACGCAACCCUAAGCGUAAACCUCGCCUGAUGGAGGAGGAUGAGCUGCCAUCUUGGAUCCUGAAAGAUGAUGCAGAGGUGGAACGUCUCACCUGUGAGGAAGAGAAAGAUAAGAUCUUCGGCCGUGGAUCCCGGCACCGCAGGGAUGUGGACUACAGUGACGCACUGACGGAAAAGCAGUGGCUUAGGGCCAUAGAAGAUGGCAACCUUGAGGAAAUUGAGGAGGAGAUACGCCUGAAGAAGCGCAAGCGUAGGAGACACGUGGACAAAGACUGCAGCAGGCGUGAGGAUGCAGAAAAGUCCAAGAAAAGGAGAGGGCGGCCUCCAGCAGAGAAGCUGUCCCCAAAUCCACCCAAACUCACAAAACAGAUGAAUGCCAUCGUAGAUACUGUCAUCAAUUAUAGAGAUGCUUCAAGCCGUCAGCUCAGCGAGGUCUUCGUGCAACUGCCCUCCAGGAAAGAGCUGCCUGAAUACUAUGAACUGAUAAGGAAGCCAGUGGACUUCAAGAAGAUCAAGGAGCGUGUGCGCAACCACAAGUACAGAAGUGUUAGCGAUCUGGAGAAAGACGUAAUGCUUCUUUGUCACAACGCUCAGACUUAUAAUCUAGAGGGCUCUCAGAUCUAUGAAGACUCCAUUGUUCUCCAGUCAGUGUUUAAAAGUGCUAGACAAAAGAUAGCUAAAGAGGAGAGCGAAGAUGACAGUGAUGAUGAUGAUGACGACGACGAUGAUGAUGACGAUGAAUCAGAAGCAGAGUCUAAAUCAAUGAAGGUCAAAAUUAGGCUGAGUAAGCGAGACGAGAGAAGUCACGACAAAGGGAAGAAGAGACAGAGUCGCGUGAAGGCCAAACCUGUAGUCAGCGAUGAUGACAGCGAUGAAGACCUGGACAAUUUCGAGAGGAAUAUGAGCAGUCAGAGGGCAGCAACAGCGAUGAUGAGUGAGGAGGAGAUGAGCUGAUGAUCAGCGUUGCUUUCACACCUUUAUUUCCCUACUUGUAUUUUCCUCAGAAAUAUUCUGUACUUCACCCGAGGCUUGCUAUAAGAUUGAUUGUUUUCUGUUCCUUUGGUUUUAUUGUACGGAUACACACUUUGUCUUGUGUUGCUGUCUCACCGUUUUUCAAUGCAGUCAAAUGAGGAAAAAUCUGCCGUGAAGAAAAGUUGUUUUGCACCUUUCAGUAUUUUGCAUACAGUGAAUUAUUUUAUGGACGACUUCCUUGUGCUUGUACAUAAUUUACAAUUAUGCACUAUUUUAAAAAACAAUCAAAAGAUUAAAAAAAGAGAAUUGCAUUAGAGAACUUCAUUUAUAAGCUAACAAAAGCCUUUUUUAUUGUUACAGUCCAGAGACUCGUGGACUUUAAUUGCAUCCAUUUUAUGAGUGUCUUCGAUUUCAUAUUGUUAUGAAACCAUAUAUUGUAGGAACUACUGUAUUGUAUUGCAUGCGUCACAAAAGCCAGCAGAGAUUGCAGAUGCAUUCGUGAACAGUCUGCUGAUCAGUUCUGUACUGUUUCUCUAUACACAUUUUCUCUGGGUCUUUGCUUUAGCUGAUUUUAGAUUUCACAGUCAGACCUGCCUAUUGUUAGCUACAUAAUACUGUAUUUGAAUGUAGAUACUGGAUCUAGUAUUUUACAGCAUAUUGUAUGUCAGACUGUGAACUAGCUUAAAUUGGCUACCUUUGCAUACAUAUAUAUUUUUUUUACAUCAGUGUUAUUUAGAAGUGUGGGGCGGUUAAACGUUAUAUGCCCUUAUGUCAUAUUGAAAUAAGUUUCAUUUAUUUUACAGUAUUAUUGCUUUAUCAUUUACCCAUCAUUUUUUUCUUUUUCGGUUCGUUCUCUUGUGUGCCAUUGGUCAUUUCUGACAUCUUUUAUGUGGUUUGUGCUUAGUAUAUAUAUAUUCUAAAGUGUCAUAAUCUUUGCCGUUCUUGCACACUGUCUUUGUGGUUGUAGCACAUAGCCCAAAGUAAAUAAAUAACACCAAUGGUGGA